AUGUUGCCCUCACCCCUAAGGUCUGCUCUGAACCCCCUCUGUGCCAUCCUGAUCCUGUUGGCCAAAGCUGUGGCAAGCGAGUGCCCCAAGCUGCCUUCGACAGGACAGGCUGGAACGCAGACAGAGCCCAGUGGCUCCGGGUUCCUGAGGCAGAGGCUGGACAGGGCUUACAGUCACGGUGAGGUAGCGCAGGAGCCUUCUGACUUCGAAGAGGAUGGUGGCCUAUUGGAGGUGAUACGAAGCUCUCGCUCCCAUCCCAGCGAGGGCAAAGACCUGAGCGACAUGAGCGAGGACGAGCGCGAGCAGCUGGAGGAUUGCCUGGACUCCACGGAGAAACCCUACCCGCAGCCCAAGCGCCCCGUCACGCUAACGCAGAGCUUUGGGAAGAUGCAUAGUCUUCGAAAAGCAAAUGUCCGUGCAGGGCCACCGUCGAGGCCAGAGGGCGGACAGCUGCCAAGAGCAAUCAAAUCUUUGCACACCCUGGUAGGUUUGAGGCAACAUGACAGUGCUGGCCAAUGA
This is a messenger RNA of Symbiodinium sp. CCMP2592, 519 nucleotides long. Lineage: Eukaryota; Dinophyceae; Suessiales; Symbiodiniaceae. The record is from the annotation of a GenBank genome assembly.